AUGAAGGGGGGUUAUUGGAGGAUUAGCAGUGACAGUGAGCAGGAAGCAAGAUCCAUGGAUGAUUGUGAGACCCCAAAGGCAGCAACACUGGGUAGGAGUGCUUCACUUUCAUCUUCCUCUCCUUCAGCAGCAUUUAGAAUGAAAAGGGUAUUCUCAGUCUCAAUGAGAAGAUCAUGGUCGGUUUCAGAGAGAUACUGCAGGAUGCCAAAUGAAGAAGAUGAGAUGGAGGGAACAAGAUCUGAGAGGCAGGAGGGGGGAGUGAAGAAGAAGAUCCUGAAAGCAUGCAAGCGCUUUCUUCGAUUCUCGUCCUCGUCCUCCUAG
Sphenostylis stenocarpa is the source of this 321-nucleotide messenger RNA. NCBI's taxonomy places the organism in Eukaryota, Viridiplantae, Streptophyta, Magnoliopsida, Fabales, Fabaceae. The record is from the annotation of a GenBank genome assembly.